This is a messenger RNA of Gavialis gangeticus (Gharial), 4787 nucleotides long. RefSeq names its product mannan binding lectin serine peptidase 1 (gene MASP1). NCBI's taxonomy places the organism in Eukaryota, Metazoa, Chordata, Crocodylia, Gavialidae. The coding region runs from base 51 to 2414 and encodes 787 amino acids. The transcript is spliced from 11 exons. Gene Ontology annotation, biological process: complement activation; zymogen activation. The record is from RefSeq and is a predicted model, not a curated record. Gene Ontology annotation, cellular component: extracellular region; blood microparticle. Gene Ontology annotation, molecular function: calcium ion binding; serine-type endopeptidase activity.
GGUGGGGGGGUGGGGGGAGACUGUUGCAGGCAGGGGAAGGCGUGACCUGCAUGGAGAAUGCCAGACAACUCCAGAGACACACUCGCACACUCACAAAUCUCCGAACAAAGAUAAGGCACGGAGCGCGGACCGUUGGGAACCAGGCAGCCUUCCUCCCCAAAAUCCCCCCCUUCCCCACCCCUCUCCUUUCAAACACAUCGGGAGAGACCCACGGGAGCGAGAUGAGGUACCUUCUGGCCUGGUCCCUCUGUGCCUUGCUGCUCUGCAGCACAGAUGCGGUCGAUCUGACGGAUAUGUUUGGGGAGAUCCAAUCCCCUAACUUCCCAGAUUCCUACCCCAGUGACUCUGAAGUGACUUGGAAUAUUUCAGUGCCGGACGGAUUUAGGAUCAAACUGUACUUCAUGCAUUUUGACCUGGAAUCAUCCUACCUCUGCGAAUAUGACUAUGUGAAGAUCGAGGCUGAAGACCAAGUCCUGGCAACUUUCUGUGGCCGGGAGACGACCGACACGGAGCAAGCCCCUGGGCAGCAAGCCAUCCUGUCCCCUGGCUCCUACAUGGGGCUCACGUUCAGAUCCGACUUCUCCAACGAGGAACGCUUCACGGGCUUCGAGGCCCAUUACACAGCGGUGGAUGUGGACGAGUGCCUGGAGAAGAGCGAUGAGGAGCUGGCCUGUGACCACUACUGCCACAAUUACAUCGGGGGGUACUACUGCUCCUGCCGCUUCGGCUACAUCCUGCACUCUGACAACCGCACCUGCAAAGUGGAGUGCAGCGACAACCUCUUCACCCAGAGGAGCGGGGUGAUCACCAGCGCCGACUUUCCCAACCCGUACCCCAAGAGCUCCGACUGCCUGUACCGUGUCGAGCUGGAGGAUGGCUUCUUCAUCACCCUGCAGUUCGAGGACAGCAUCGACAUCGAGGACCAUCCCGAGGUCUCCUGCCCUUACGACUACAUCAAGAUUAAAGCUGGCCCUCUGGAGUUUGGGCCUUUCUGUGGGGAAAAAUCCCCGGGACGUAUUGAAACGCAGACCAACAGCGUCCAGAUCCUGUUCCACAGCGACAACUCGGGCGAGAACCGAGGGUGGAAGCUGUCGUACACGGCCACCGGGAACCUGUGCCCUCUCGUGCAGCCUCCCAUCAAUGGGAAGAUCGACCCCUUGCAGGCACGGUACACCUUUAAGGACCAGGUGGUCAUCAGCUGCAACCCCGGAUACAAAGUGCUAAAGGGCGAUGUGGAGAGCGACACCUUCCAAAUCGAGUGCCUGAAGGAUGGGACGUGGAGCAACAAGGUCCCCAUCUGCAAAAUGGCCGACUGCCGAGCCCCGGCGGAGCUGGAGCACGGGUUCAUCACGUUCACCUCGAGGAGCAACCUCACCACCUACCGCUCCGCGAUCCGGUACUCCUGCCAGCGCCCCUACUACCACAUGGCCCCCAACGUCACCGGCAUGUACACCUGUGAUGAGAACGGGGUCUGGAGGAGUGAGGAGCUGGGGACCAAGCUGCCGUCCUGCCAACCAGUGUGCGGCCGGCCCGCUCGCCCCUUGCCCGGCAUCAUCAAGCGCAUCAUCGGCGGGCGCAACGCGGAGCCCGGCUCCUUCCCCUGGCAGGCCCUGAUCGUGGUGGAGGACACGUCCCGGGUGCCCAACGACAAGUGGUUCGGCAGCGGGGCCCUGCUCUCCGACUCGUGGGUGCUCACGGCGGCCCACGUCCUCCGCUCCCAGCGCCGGGACAACACGGUCAUCCCGGUGUCCAAAGAGCACGUCACCGUCUACCUGGGCCUCCAUGACGUGCGGCGCAAGACGGCCGCGGUCAACCGGACGGUGGAGAAGAUCGUCCUGCACGCAGGGUUCGACAUCCAAAACUACAACCACGACAUCGCCCUGGUCAAGCUGAAGGAGAGGGUGGCCAUGGGGCCCCACGUCAUGCCCGUCUGCCUGCCUCAGUUCGAGCGCGAGCUGGAGGGGCCGCACCCCAACACCUUGGGUCUCGUGGCCGGCUGGGGCAUCUCCAACCCCAAUAUCACCGUGGACGAGAUCAUCAGCUCGGGCAUGCGGACCCUGUCCGACAUCCUGCAGUACGUCAAGCUGCCAGUCGUCCCGCACGCCGAGUGCAAGGAGAGCUACGAGUCCCGCUCGGGGAACUACAGCGUGACCGAGAACAUGUUCUGCGCCGGCUACUACGAAGGGGGGAAAGACACGUGCCUGGGCGACAGCGGGGGAGCCUUCGUCAUCCAGGACCCGGGCACCCAGCGGUGGGUGGCCCAGGGGCUGGUCUCAUGGGGCGGGCCGGAAGAGUGCGGGAGCAAGCAAGUGUACGGGGUGUACACCAAAGUGUCGAACUAUGUGGACUGGGUGGAGGAGCACGUGGGCGCCUCUGGGAGGUGGACAUUGCCGGACCCCCAGCUGGAGAGAUGAGCUUGUCCGAGCUCAGCCAGCGGGCAGGACUCUGGCUGGACUCCGUCACACUCCAGGCCUCAACCGGUCCCUCCUUCCCCGUAUCCCGUCGUCCCCAUGUGUCCAUGCUCCCCCAGUUGGAGCCCACUCCAGCCCCAGCCCCGAUGGCAGCAGAGAGGCCACGAGCUAGGGGAGCGAUGGAGACAGAACGGCCCCUUUCAUCUGGACACGUGGAGUCCCUUUGUGCCAGAUCCCUCUGCUCGCUCUCCAUGCCCGCUUUGGGGGGGAAGCCCACAAGAUCCUCAUCACGCCACCUUCGCUGGAGCGGAGUCGCAGGAGCUGCCGACAGAGCGUGUUUUCUCUGCAGCAUCCAGAGCCAUUUUUAGGCCCAGCCCUCCCGUCCUGCCCUGCCGCCCCGCAAGGAGCUCGGGGGGGGGGUGUUUAAAACCAUCUGUCCCAUCCCUCCUGGCAUUUUUGGGCUAGGUUUAGUGGCUGGCGCAGAGCUAGCCGGCCUGAUUCUGAUCUCCUUUACAGCGGUGUCAACCCAAAGCCACUCCACUUCUCCAGUCACUCCAGGAUCUGCCCCGGUGCAGCUACCAAACCACAGGAUUGAAUGGCAGGUUUGGAAGGACGCUCAGGAGAGCACAUCUAGUCCAUCCCCCUGCUCAGGGCCUGAGGGGCCAGCUGGCCGCAAACCACGGAUGGAGCCACGAACCUGUGCUCACAGAGACCCGACCCCCGGCAGCCCCGAACCCUGUCUCUGGGUGAAACUCCUCUCCGAGUCUGGACGCCCUGGCAGAGAGAACUUCACCCCUGGUGGGACCAGCCCUCGCAACCUCCCUGCCUGAGGCUCAGCUCUGAGAUGGAGAAAACCAAGGAGAGACCCAGCUUCUGAGGUCGGAAACAACAAAACCCAAGGGAGAAGGCAGGCCCCAGAGACAGAAAGUGACUUGACCAAGGCCCCAUGGUGAAUCUGUGGCAGAGAUGUUCAGCCCUGUGGUUCUUUUUCUCCCCGCUGUAUGAUCCUGCCUCUCUGCUUUCCUAGGGGCCCAGGGAGCCCCUGUGUGCCCUGCCUGCUUAGCAAGCAGGCAUCCCCUUUCCUCCCUCAGCCCAAGGCGCGGGCUGCAAAGUGAUGUGCUGAGAUUCACCUUGGUGGAUGCACCUGCAAUUCAGCGGGCCACGUUGUCUCCACUCCUCCUGUUGUGCCUGGAGGUAGCGCCUGUCACCCUCAGUGCCUUGCAAGGAGGAAUCCCCGUAUUAGCAAACCACACCAGCGAGAUGGAGCGGAGCCAGCCCUGCAAGGAGAGAGGGGGAAGGUGGCACCAGGGGUGCUCAUGCGGGCAUGCACUGCGAUGCCUUCCCUCUCCUGACUCACUGCUCUGGUGCAGGCCUUUUUCAUGGGCAUUUGCAAGCCUGCCCUGGGCCUCUGGGUUUUACACCCCAUGGCAUCUGCUUCGAGCCUGGAGCUUUCUCUGGGAAGCUCCCAGCAUCCAUCCAGCAGCCGGUGGGCCCCGAGUGGGGCUGCUGCCAGCCUGAAGGCCCCUUCUGCCUUCAUCAUCUCGGACCCUAGGAGCCAGAUCUAUCCCUGGCUUUCCCCUUUGAAGAGCUCUGCUCCACCAACCCCUACCCCGGGGUGAAGUGAGGCGGCACUUGCCAAGAGCCUGGCCUGCCCAGAGCCCAGUCCCCUGAGUGAGUCCUAACAUUUUGGUGGGGGCUUGGAGAGGUCAAUUCUUCCCCUUCCUUUCUUCUCAUCUCCUCCCCAACACCUUCCCUCCCCUCUCACAUCCUCCCCCUCCCUGGCCAGAGAGCAAAGACAAGGGGCCUGCAUUUGCCCCAUGGGGUUGUAGUCACUUACAGGACCAAAUGUGUGCUGGGGGUGCAGAAAAGUCCCCCUCUGAGUCCAGGAGAAGUCUAGGUGCCUCCCCACUACACCAUCUGCCUGACACUCCUCCCCGCUGGCGUAUCUCACCCUGGGCAUCUCUCCAAGCCAGAAGAGAUGCCCUUUGGGGCAGGGCCUUGUUGUCUUUGCACGCUUGCCAAGCCCCCGACACACUUCCAUAUCGAGCGGGCACCUGCUCCGUUGGACGCCUGCAGCUCCCACCGGGCCAAACCUCAGUCUAACUGGGUUUUACUCCCUCCAUGGGAGUCUCCCCGGAGUCAGGGGCAAGACCCCCUGCCCCUUGAGGCUGCCAGCACUGAAGCCAGGACCAUGCUGCCCAAGCCAUACCUUUAUGUUACCCACGUGCCGCGAACUGUACUCCGUUUGCCUUCGCGUAGCUAGACGAUAUGAUAUUGUUGACAUAUUUUUGUACGGCCUUCUGUCAAGCGCCUCGUGUUACGUAUGUACGGUCUGUAUUAUCCUUCCUGAGAACCAAAUAAAGACGCUUGUGUGGA